Lactuca sativa (garden lettuce) is the source of this 579-nucleotide messenger RNA. Lineage: Eukaryota; Viridiplantae; Streptophyta; Magnoliopsida; Asterales; Asteraceae. The record is from RefSeq and is a predicted model, not a curated record.
AUGAAUCAAAAAGUUUGCUACAAGUGUGGGAAGCCAGGGCACAUAGCCACAAAAUGUAAGACAGGAAGGGUAUGUUACGGGUGUGGAUCCCCUAACCACAUUAAGUCGGAAUGUCCCCAGAAUAAAGGUAACAACAAUCAAGGUAGGAUAACAGACAAUUGGUCAGCGGAUAAAAAGGCUGACAUUGGUAGACUAAAAGCUAGAGCUUUUCGCAUGACGGCUCAGGAGGCUCAGGAGACCCCGAAUGUGGUGACAGGUACUUUCCUAGUAAACUCAAUUCAUGCUAGGGUAUUAUUUGAUUCUAGUGUAAAUAGAUCUUUUGUGUCUACUACUUUUUGCAAAAACAUGGGUAGAAAUGCAAAGACUCUAGAACAUGCCUUAGAAAUUGAAACUGUUGACGAUCAUUGGGUAGUAGUAAGAGAGGAAUAUGAUGAUUGCUCUAUCGAAAUAGAAGGUGGUGUAGUAUCGUUAAAAUUAUUGCUUAUAGCCCUAGGUGAUUUUGAUAUCGUUAUAUGGAUGGAUUGGUUGUUGGCAAACCAAGCGAUCAUAGAUUGUGAAAAUAGGAUUGUUCAAGUUUAG